This is a messenger RNA of Phanerochaete carnosa HHB-10118-sp, 2049 nucleotides long. Its product is annotated as glycoside hydrolase family 79 protein. The transcript is spliced from 7 exons. Bases 22 to 1788 code for a protein of 588 amino acids. NCBI's taxonomy places the organism in Eukaryota, Fungi, Basidiomycota, Agaricomycetes, Polyporales, Phanerochaetaceae. The record is from RefSeq and is a predicted model, not a curated record.
CUCAGUCGAGCCAGCACCGCCAUGCUCCUCGCUCUGUCCACAGCCUUGCUCUCAGGCUCCCUCGUCGGAUGCCUUGCGCAGUCCUCUGCGAACGCGACGUCCGCAAACGUGACUCUUCCUAUAUUCGCACCCCCUACCAGCCAACCUUUGUCGAAUACUCUUCUGUCGUUCAGCAUUGAGCAGGACAGGUGGCCGGAUUGGACAGGCAUCGACUCUCGGAACGAGUUCACUCAUGCUGCCCUGAGCAACCUUGCAGAGCUGACCGGGCGACCUCCGAAGAUUAGGGUCGGUGCGAAUUCGGAGGAUAAGACGGUCUGGGACCCGACAGUCACGGUGAACGUCGACGAGUUCCCUCCGCCGAACACCGUGACGCCAUACCCCGAAGCGACGCACAUUGCCGUUGGCAACGAAUUCUACGUCUUAUCCCAGUGGCUUCCCUCAGGAACGCACAUGACAUGGGGAGUGAACCUGGGCCUCGACAACGCGACGAACGCUCUGAACAUGGCAAACGCGAUUCUUAACGCCUUCCUAACAUCUGUCGUGCAAGAAAGUGGCGUUGUACUCGACCUCAUCGAGAUUGGUAACGAACCCGAUCUAUACUCAAACAAUGGCCUUCGCCCGUCUACCUAUAAUGUGGAUGACUACGUACCCGAUUGGAUCAAUAUCUCGACCCCUGUCGCUCAAGCCAUCCAAUCCCACCCGCUCUCACGUCGUUCAGACCCUGGUAGUCGAUCUCUCGUCGAACGCAGCUCCAAUACGGUCCAAGGUCCUGUGCAGAUUCAAGCGUGCUCCUUCGCAGGCCAAGGGUUCACGCCCACCGAAGUAUUCGGGUUGGGCCUGCUGAACAGCACGCCGGGCGAACUAGUCACUGUGGUCUCGCAGCACCGAUAUUCGGCAGCAUUCUGUCAGGGUGGAGACUUCCCUUUGGUGUCCUUCAUGUCCAAGUCGGCCGUCCGUAGUAACUUGACGCUCUUCGAGGACGACAUCGCCGCAACUGUGCAGGAGGGCCUGGUGUACAUUCUCGGCGAGACCGGGUCGAUAGCGUGUCAUGGUGCUCCCGGCGUGUCCAAUACCGCUGGUGCGGCGCUUUGGGUUGUUGAUUACACUUUGUUUGCGAGCACGAUCGGCAUCGGCGAGCUCUACUUCCACGAAGGUGUCGGCUUCAAAUACAACUUUAUCCAGCCGAUCUCGCUGAAUCGCUCCACCAUUGAUGGCUCACCGCUUGACCCGCCCUCCCCGCCGCACAUCCAGCCAUCCUACUACGCCGCGCUCCUAAUCGACACGCUGAUCUCGCCCAACUCGCUCUCGUUCCCGUGGCCGUUCUCACACGGGACGCUCAUGUCGCCGUCGAGCAGCGCCUGGAGCAGUGCGCGCAUCGUCGAGCUCACCGUCCCGCUCGACAACGUGAGCGGCUACGCCGCUUACGACGCCGGCGUCCUCCGCCGCGCCGUCUUCGUCAACCUCGACGCGUGGCUCAGUAGCAUGGACACCGCAGGCGCCGUCCGUCCCAUCGUGCACCUCGACCUUGGCUUCGUGCUCCCGGAUGUCGCGACGCCUCCGGCUGCGGGCGGCGCAAGCGUUAGCUCGUUUGCCAAUGCGAUGAUGCAGGUGCGACGGCUCGUUGUCGACCACGCGGACGACCUCUCGAACUUGACGUGGGCGGGCCAGUCGUACGAGCAGACGUCGGACGUAAGCCCCAGUGGACCCGUGGUCGUCGAGAGCGUGCCUGUCGCCCAGGGGAUCGACAUUAGGUCGAGCGAGGCGCUGUUGAUCGAGUUCGAGUUCUAGGGCGUGUCCACACACAGACCUGUUGAUGUGUAGCACAUUGUAGACCAUGCUAGUUGUCUGUAUACGCUGCUGCAUAUCGGACAUGAAUAUGGACUAUCUCCGCAGUUUUGUCAGGUUUCGCCGCGCCACAAAGUGACCCGCCCUCGGAGCCGAUUUCAGCGUAAUGUCUGCUUUCCUCCACCUUUAACUGCUGACACUGCUUGUCUUUGCUGUCUACGUACAUCCUAUCGUCUGGCUUAUCUGAAUACGUAUCAGUACUCG